Nematolebias whitei (Rio pearlfish) is the source of this 1496-nucleotide messenger RNA. Its product is annotated as Usher syndrome type-1G protein homolog. The record is from RefSeq and is a predicted model, not a curated record. Gene Ontology annotation, biological process: sensory perception of sound; sensory perception of light stimulus; equilibrioception. Gene Ontology annotation, molecular function: protein binding. NCBI's taxonomy places the organism in Eukaryota, Metazoa, Chordata, Actinopteri, Cyprinodontiformes, Rivulidae. The coding region runs from base 1 to 1431 and encodes 476 amino acids. The transcript is spliced from 3 exons.
AUGAACGACCGGUACCACCGGGCGGCCCGGGACGGCUUCCUGGACGUCCUGAAGGAGGCCACGCGGAAGGAUCUGAACGCCCCGGACGAGGACGGGAUGACUCCGACCUUAUGGGCCGCUUACCACGGAAACCUGGAGGCGCUCCGGCUCAUCGUGGGCAGAGGAGGAGAUCCAGACCGCUGUGACAUCUGGGGCAACACUCCGCUUCAUCUGGCCGCCGCCAACGCUCACCUCAACUGUCUGUCCUUCCUGGUGGCCUUCGGUGCCAACGUGUGGUGUCUGGACAACGACUACCACACACCCUUGGACAUGGCCGCCUCCAAGGGCCACAUGGACUGCGUCCGCUACCUGGACUCCAUCGCCGCCAAGCAGAUCACCCUCAACGCGAAGCUGGUCAGCAAGCUCAAAGACCGGGCGUUUCACGCCGCGGAGCGUCGCAUCAAGGACUGCGAGAAGCUCCAGAGGAAGCACCACGAGCGAAUGGAGAGGAAGUUCAUGAAGGAGUCUGCGGGUUUCGACAACAUGGACGCCAUCAGCUUCUCCAGCUACACCAGCAGCAGCACGCUGAGCCGCAAGUUCAACACCGUCACCUCCAACAUGCCAUACUCACAGGCCACCCUGCAUUCGACAGCCAAGGGCAAAGCCAAGAUACAGAGGAAACUGGAGAAGAAGAAGGUUGAUGGGACGUUUAAGAUCUACGAGGACGGGAGGAGGAGUGUACGCUCGCUGUCCGGACUGCAGCUGGGAAACGAUGUCAUGUUCCUCAAACAAGGCACCUACGCCAGCCCCAAGGAGCGCACUCGUCUCAACAUCCGGGACAUGUUCCCCAGAGACAUGGACGAUGACGUUGAGACCGUCUCCCGUGCCAUGAGCGACCCAGGUCUCUACGAGGCUGCGUUUUCAGAAAUCAGCGCUGACUCUGGGCGUGAUUCUCUGUUCACCCGCCCCGGGCUCGGCACCAUGGUGUUCAGGAGGAACUAUAUGACGGCUGGCAUGUUUGGGAUCGGAGGACGGAACGAAGGAAGCGUGGCGGGAAGCGAACCCAUCGGCCGAGCGCCUAACGUCCGCCUGCGUGGACGGCUGCCCCGACGCGCCUCCAGCUUUGAUGAGGACAGCAUUGGCAGCGCCUACAGCCUGCAGGAAAAAAACCUGCAGGAGCUGCCCUGGGAAGACGUGGACGUUGGGCUGGACGAGGACAUGGAGCCUGAACACAAUCCUCUGGAGACGUUCCUGGCCUCUCAGGGCCUCGGAGAGUUCAUGUCCAUUUUCCUUCGGGAAAAGAUCGACCUGGAGGCUCUGCUGCUCUGUUCAGAACAGGACUUGACGAGCAUUCACAUCCCCUUGGGCCCCAGAAAAAAACUGUUGGACGCCUGUAAGAGACGAUUGGACACGCUCGAGGAACCAGAUGCUAUUGAAGACACCGAGCUUUGACUUUCAGGCUGUUUCAUAUUUUAACAUAUUACAACAUAUUUUGUUUUAUUAGAAAAGUAUCAUCA